Messenger RNA from Mirounga angustirostris (Northern elephant seal), 1270 nucleotides. RefSeq names its product POP5 homolog, ribonuclease P/MRP subunit (gene POP5). Gene Ontology annotation, molecular function: ribonuclease P RNA binding. Gene Ontology annotation, cellular component: ribonuclease P complex. The transcript is spliced from 5 exons. NCBI's taxonomy places the organism in Eukaryota, Metazoa, Chordata, Mammalia, Carnivora, Phocidae. Bases 96 to 608 code for a protein of 170 amino acids. Gene Ontology annotation, biological process: tRNA 5'-leader removal. The record is from RefSeq and is a predicted model, not a curated record.
UGGUUGCAAGACUGCGGAGGGUAAUUUCCCAUUGGCAGCCAGCAAAACCGCAGAUAUCCGGUUUGGGCGCGGGGCCGCCGGGCGCGGAGGCUGCCAUGGUGCGGUUCAAACACAGGUACCUGCUCUGCGAAGUGGUGUCUGAUGACCCCCGCUGCCGCCUGAGUCUGGAGGACCGAGUGCUGGGCGGCCUCAUACGGGACACGAUCGCCCGCGUGCACGGGACUUUCGGCGCGGCCUCCUGCUCCAUCGGCUUCGCGGUGCGAUACCUCAAUGCCUAUACUGGAAUAGUGCUACUUCGAUGCCGGAAGGAAUUCUACCAACUCGUGUGCUCAGCUCUUCCUUUCGUCACAUACUUGGAAAACAAAGGACACCGUUACCCGUGUUUCCUCAACACCUUACAUGUGGGAGGUACAAUUAGAACAUGUCAGAAGUUCCUGAUUCGUUACAACAGGAGACAGCUGUUGAUCUUAUUGCAGAACUGCACUGAUGAAGGAGAACGGGAAGCUAUCCAGAAGUCUGUCACCAGAAGCUGUCUACUAGAAGAGAGGUCAGAUGAGGAGGAGCUUUCAGACAAUGACGGUGAGGAGGCUGCUGAAGCGAUGGAGUGAACCUCUCUGCAGGCUGUCCUGGGCCUGAGAUUCAGGGUCCACUUGUUGGAACAGGACAUUCUGGAGGGCAGCAGCAUCUGCUAGUUUGCCAAACUGGAUGACUGCGGACCAGAGGCCAAGGUACCAGCUCAAAAUGGAGGACUUGUUCACUUAAACUGAAGUCACCUUUACCUAGCGCUGCCUGGUUAAGUGGUUCUGCAGGCAGUGAAUCCCCAGUAGUUACAGAUGUCUCUAUCUAAUUGCCUGGCUGAGUAGGUUUAAUAAAAGUACGUGGCAAGGCGCCUGGGUGGCUCAGUCCGUUAAGCAUCCGACUCGGUUUUGGCUCAGGUCAUGAUCUCACGAUUGUAGGAUUGAGCCCUGAGUCGGGCUCUGUGCUCAGUGUGGGAGUCUGCUUCAGAUUCUCUUUGCUCUCUCCCUCGCCCCUUUCUCAAAUAAAUAAUAUCUUAAAGAAAUGUACGGGGCACCUGGGUGGUUCAGUCGUUAAGCGUCUUGCCUUCGGCUCAGGUCAUGAUCUCAGGUCCUGGGAUCGAGAGCCCCACAUCGGGCUCCCUGCUCAGCGGGAAGCCUGCUUUUCCCUCUCCCACUCCCCCCUGCUUGUGUUCCCUCCCUUGCUGUGUCUCUGUCAAAUAAAUAAAUAAAUAAAAUCUUUAAAAAAAAAGAAA